Molecule: messenger RNA, 1471 nt
Organism: Hippopotamus amphibius kiboko
Lineage: Eukaryota; Metazoa; Chordata; Mammalia; Artiodactyla; Hippopotamidae
Gene: GET3
Product: guided entry of tail-anchored proteins factor 3, ATPase
Exons: 8
Coding region: 117-1262 (381 amino acids)
Biological process (GO): post-translational protein targeting to endoplasmic reticulum membrane
Cellular component (GO): GET complex
Molecular function (GO): ATP binding; ATP hydrolysis activity
Source: RefSeq, a predicted model, not a curated record
UUAGGCCAUGAGAAAAUUAAUUCAAGCUUCUAGCCUUGAUGGGGUUGUGAUGGGAAAUAUCCCCUGUAGGUGCUUUGCAUGGUGCGCUCCGCUUGAUCACGUGAGCCGGCUCCAAGAUGGCGGCAGGGGUGGCCGGGUGGGGGGUUGAGGCAGAGGAGUUCGAGGAUGCGCCUGAUGUGGAGCCGCUGGAGCCCACGCUUAGCAACAUCAUCGAGCAGCGCAGCCUUAAGUGGAUCUUCGUUGGGGGCAAGGGUGGCGUUGGCAAGACCACCUGCAGCCGGGCAAGAGAGCUGGGCCGGAGCCUUCCGGGUUGUACUCUUCGCAAAUUAUUUGGAGCAAAUGGAAGAUACCUCCUGAAAGCAAGGCCUGGCACCCUCUGCAGCCUAGCAGUCCAGCUAUCCAAGGGGCGGGAGAGUGUUCUGAUCAUCUCCACCGACCCAGCCCACAACAUCUCCGAUGCAUUUGACCAGAAGUUCUCCAAGGUGCCCACUAAGGUCAAAGGCUAUGACAACCUUUUCGCCAUGGAGAUCGACCCCAGCCUGGGCGUGGCGGAGCUGCCGGAUGAGUUCUUCGAGGAGGACAACAUGCUGAGCAUGGGCAAGAAGAUGAUGCAGGAAGCCAUGAGCGCCUUCCCAGGCAUUGACGAGGCCAUGAGCUACGCAGAGGUCAUGAGGCUGGUGAAGGGCAUGAACUUCUCGGUGGUGGUGUUCGACACGGCACCCACGGGCCACACGCUGAGGCUGCUCAACUUCCCCACCAUCGUGGAGCGGGGGCUAGGCCGCCUCAUGCAGAUCAAGAACCAGAUCAGCCCCUUCAUCUCACAGAUGUGCAACAUGCUGGGCCUUGGGGACAUGAACGCGGACCAGCUGGCCUCCAAGCUGGAGGAGACACUGCCUGUCAUCCGCUCCGUCAGUGAGCAGUUCAAGGAUCCUGAGCAAACAACCUUCAUCUGUGUGUGCAUCGCUGAAUUCCUGUCCCUGUAUGAAACGGAGCGGCUGAUCCAGGAGUUGGCCAAGUGCAAGAUCGACACGCACAACAUCAUUGUUAACCAACUCGUCUUCCCUGAUCCCGAGAAGCCCUGCAAGAUGUGUGAGGCGCGCCACAAGAUCCAGGCCAAGUACCUGGACCAGAUGGAGGACCUGUAUGAAGACUUCCACAUUGUGAAGCUGCCGCUGCUGCCUCACGAGGUUCGGGGGGCGGACAAGGUCAACACUUUCUCUGCUCUCCUCCUGGAGCCCUACAAGCCCCCCAGCGCCCAGUAGCACCACCACCAGCCUCAGCUGCUGCCAUUUCACACCCACCCACCACCCGCCAGGGCAGAGUUUGCACAAAGUUCCCCCAUAAUACAGGGGAAGCACUUGGGGGACAGGAGGCGGGGAGGGGGUCUUUUCCCCCUGGUGGGGCUGGGGGAGCUAUAGCUGCCCUCCACCUCUCCCCGCCUCUCCUCCCUCAAUAAAAUGAUCUUAAACUA